GUUUAAAAAGUUUAGAAGAUAUUGAUGUUUUUGUAAUAACAACAACUAAAGGUUCAUGCGAUUUGCUGUUGAUUGAUAGAAAGACCUGUUUUAGACAAGUUUGAUGUUAGAGAAGUCAAUCAGCUGUUAGGAGAUAAACCGAAGGAUCUUGAAAGUCGCAUCGGAAAGAAAUGGUGAUAUGAGUCGUUUAAUGCAGUCUGUUAUUGUAAUCUCUUUGAUGAUUCUGCCUGGAAUACCAUCCAAAGAAGACUGCCCAGAACAGUGCGAUUGUACAAAUGGGACAACACUUCAUGUAAAUUGCCAGAUUACAAACUUCACAUCUCUACAUCUACCUCAAAACACUCGCACAUUAGAUCUAUCCAAUAACAAUCUAACCAGAGUGCCAUCUCAGCUGUUGGCAGGUGUGCUGGAACUUAGCUCUUUGUUGUUAUCAAGUAACAAGAUAACUGAGGUUCACGGCAAAGCCUUCAGAGAUCUAAAGAACCUCACGUUUCUCAACCUUAGUCACAAUGCCAUUCAAGUCUGGGACGCUGCUCCAUCGGAUUUCAAGUCACUGAUCGAGAUUGAUAUAACAUCCAGUCCAACAUGGCUUCCAGAAAAACUAGUCAAUAUAACUUCGCUUCAAAUGAWACACGGCGUAACAUGGAGCAACUCUUGUGUUAAUUGUAAUUUAAAAAAACAUUCCUUGCCACUACCACCAAAGGAAACGCUCGCGAACUGCAACCAGGCCGCCAUGUUUUAUUCCCUACGAUUUUACCCAAAAUGCAGCAACGACGAGUGUAAGAUGAAAUGUCACAGCGAUGGACCACAAUAUGAUGAAGUAGCAAAGAAAACGAGCUCCAGACGCUUCUUGGCUUAUAUUGCAGGAUAUGUCAUAGGCGGUAUGGCUAUCUGUGCUAAUCUUGUAGUGUUGGUUAACAUUUUCCUGUCAAAAGCCUUACAGCGUGACCUUUCCAUGAGUUUAGUUUCUAACAUGGCCGUAUGCGACAUUAUGAUUGGUUUAUAUUCCAUCAUCAUAUCUAAACACACUAUCUAUGGAAUGGCACUUAAUGCUGAUUGGUCAGAAAAUACCACAGUAGAUCAAGGUUGGCCAUUUUGCCGCGUGGCAACUGUGUUGAUGACAACAGGCGAGAUGGUGUCCGUUGUAGCGUCCUUGCUCCUCACUGUGGAAAAAUAUACAUGCAUUGUUUAUUGCAUGAAUCCUAGCGUCAGACUCAGGAAGAAUCACGUGAUCAUUAUCAUGACGACAAUAUGGGUAGCCUCGCUGUUGUUCUCCCUGUCACCGUUGUAUGGAUUCGUAAAGCUGAAGUACAGCCCCUCUCUUCUGUGCACCAUGCCCUCUAACCGUGAUGACGCCGAUCCUACAUUUAUCAUCUACCCGUGUGCGUUGAUCUUCUACAAUUACCUCUUAAUGAUCCCAAUGUACAUGCACAUCUUUGUUGUAGUUCGUCGAUCCAGCACUCAAAUGAGUAUUCACAGGAACGCUGCUCUGGCUAAAAAGGUCUUAAUCAUGAUUGGUUCAAAUUUUGUAUUUUUUGCCGUCCCAAUGAGCCUUCUAGUUGUUUAUGUGGUUCGUUACAAAGGACAUGAAACAACCUCACUUGAUGAAAAAGUGGAGCACUUCGUUAUCUAUGAAUUGCUUCCCGUCAUUCUCUUGGCGCUAAACUCCUUUCUGAACCCAUUCCUAUACGCUUUCAGAUAUCGAAAGUUUCAAAUCGAGUUUAAGUCACGAAUGCGUGGUAUGUUUGGUGGAGGUCAUCUUCGAGUCCAGCUGCGUCGAGCUCUGUCAGCAAUCACCACCACUAACAUAUCACUAUCCUCCCCGACAACCAAAACCGGAGGGUAUAAAUUCGACAAUCCACUCGACUACGACGAAUCCAAACGUCAAAGCAUGAAGAGAUUGCACGUAGCUAACGUGGAAUCAGCAAUCGCUCUACGCGGCGUGACGGCAAAUAACUCACGUGCAGCACAUGACAAUGAUGUGGUUGAAAGAUAUUUGUGAUACUUGUCUUAUCACUCUCUCUUGGUGCCUUGGGUUGGAAAUUGCAACUACUAAACAAUGGAAAAACCUCAAAGUAAUGAUAAUCUAUAGAACAAGGAGCAGCAGUAGAAAUAUGCAGAUUGUUUUUAGAUUCACUUUGAAAUCUUCCAGUGAUAUUGCUUUAACCUAUUCUAUCAGAAUAUUUAUUCCAUUCUUGGUGUGCAAGUUACGUCAUCACCGCCAUUUGGAUAAAAAUCACAAAGCAUUCCUCAUUAGUUUCUCUUGUUCAUUCAUCCAACAUGGCGGCGAUAGCUUUGUUCUUUAUUUCUCAGGGGAUUCCUUGUCACUGUGGUUGCACACCAAGAAUUAUUUGCUCGAUCGAUAUAUUUUAUAGAUAAUUACAUGAUAAAUUCAAGCAGGUCAUCCAUUGACAAUCACCGUGUAAAAGUGACUGACAAGAUGAACUUACAUUCUACGUAUAAGAGAGUUUUUUGACAUUCGGCAAUUUUAGGCAAUAUCCAGCUAUACAUUUAUAAGGGUGAUUAAUUUCCACUAAAACGUUAAAACGCAAAAUAUAACAACAACAUGUUAAUCAUUCGUAUUACUAUAUACCAUUUUACAUAGAUAUUGUUGAAAAUAGCAGGAUUUGUUUUACGAAACACUAUACAUCAUUGUAUAUAUACGUUUAGCGCUAAGUAAAUAAACUUAAAUAAAUUAUAAAAUUAUAGAA
Molecule: messenger RNA, 2711 nt
Organism: Exaiptasia diaphana
Lineage: Eukaryota; Metazoa; Cnidaria; Anthozoa; Actiniaria; Aiptasiidae
Product: G-protein coupled receptor GRL101
Exons: 7
Coding region: 179-2002 (607 amino acids)
Biological process (GO): G protein-coupled receptor signaling pathway
Cellular component (GO): membrane
Molecular function (GO): protein binding; G protein-coupled receptor activity
Source: RefSeq, a predicted model, not a curated record